This is a messenger RNA of Phyllostomus hastatus (greater spear-nosed bat), 686 nucleotides long. It is a transcript of the gene ODAPH, whose product is annotated as odontogenesis associated phosphoprotein. The transcript has 2 exons. NCBI's taxonomy places the organism in Eukaryota, Metazoa, Chordata, Mammalia, Chiroptera, Phyllostomidae. Bases 1 to 462 code for a protein of 153 amino acids. Gene Ontology annotation, biological process: positive regulation of enamel mineralization. The record is from RefSeq and is a predicted model, not a curated record.
AUGGCUCACAAGCUCUGCUUCUCCUACUGGCUGUUGGCCUGCUGGUUGGUGGUAACUGUGGCAGAAGGACAAGAGGCAGUCACCCCUCCGGGAGGCUCACAAGACAAUGUGGAUUCUACGGACUGCCAGAUCUUUACACUCACCCCUCCACCUACCACCAGGAAACCGGUGACAAGGAUCCAGCCUGUCACAAGGGCACCCAAGGGUCCUUUCUAUUUUUUUCCAACAUGGAGGCCCAGAGUCCACAUUGGGUUUCCAAACAGGCCCUUCCUUCCUCCAAGGUGCAACCACCGUUUUCACUUCCAUCCUUUUUUUUGGCCAAACAGUCACUUUAUUCCACAUUAUAGAUAUUUCCCCAGAAGAAGAUUCAGGAGAGGAAGCUCAUCUGAGGAAAACAGAUGGAAGAGAGAAGCCCCAAACCUGCUGAAGCAAAAGAAACCAAUACCUCAGAAAAGACUAUAAAAAGAUUUCUGUUUUCUCUUUCCAAACUAAAACUACUGAUUUUGAAAAUUAUCUUAAACACCACUGACUAUAAAUGGUUCUCACUGUCGGCAUUGAAGGUAUUGCUGUACAGGUUGUUCAAGUUUGCGAAAUAGGAGCAAUAGCCACAUUAUUCUUAUUCCCAGUAUUUUAUGCUCACAGAGUAUUUAGGUAGAUAAAAUCCCUAAAUGAGCGGUUCUAGUCAU